UUCUGCAAGAAAAACCGAUAGAUCCUCCUUCUGCUAACGCCACGAAACCGCAGCAACGUAGUUUCGAGAUUAGGAUAGUAGAUGUUCCGUUUUCCUUCUAAAACUUUAGGCUCCAAAAUCAGCGAAAAAAUCAUCGCUACUUUUCGGUUUCAUCUUGACCGGAUUUCCGAAACUGGAGGGUGCUUUCACCGGAGUUGCCUUCUUGGCCCCCAGGGAAAGGCCGGUCGGAUAAGUCGAGGUCGAAGGAGCCGUUGCGGGAGUCGAAGCCAUGCCCCCAAACGAGCUGCCACCAAACGAGUUUCCGGAGGAAGGAGCCGACGACGGACCGGCAGAUGACAGGCCACCGCUACCGAAUUUGGCAGCCAUUCUAGCUUUCGCUUCGUCUCGGAGUCUUGUUUGACGCAUGACAUAUUGCUCAUCGCUCUCUCCGGUGAGUCGCUCCAUUCCGUUUCUGUCUUCGCCCGGCAUGCCCUGGGCCUCCUGGAGUGCUGCGCCACCUCCAAACGCAUUGCCGGAAGAAGGAGUCGACAUCGGUCUGGCCGAUGAUGGACCCGCAGAGGACAAGCCGGCACUGCCAAACUUGGCCGCCAUUCUCGCCUUCGCUUCGUCACGGAGUCUUGUUUGGCGCAGGACAUACUGCUCAUCGCUUUCUCCGGUCAGCCGUUCCAUUCCGUUUCUAUCUUCACCMGGCAUGCCUUGGGCUUCCUGCAAACUUCCUCCCAUUGGUUUUGGCUGGGACAUGCUACCCAUGCCACCCAUCGAACCCGUGUUGCUACCAAAGUUGUCAAACAUGCUCGAGGAGGAUGGGUUGAAACUGCUGCUACUGGUAUUCGUUGAUCCAAAUCCACUGUACUUGCUGGUCUUCGGCUUGUUGGCCUGCACAUCUCGCUGGAGAGCCGCUAGACCGUCUGCAUCUGGUUGGGUCACAGAAGUGGCGACAUCACCCACCGUCGUUUUGAGAGAAUUCCAGAAGCUUCCGCCCAUAGAGGUCGCGGUACUGGCCAAAUUACUGACGGCACCUCUCGUCGAUUCAUCGUUCACGGCCGAUGCAGCCGAUGAUACCAAAGACAAUCCCGACGAGAAGACGCCCGAUACACUACUGAUGACGUUAUCCAUAUCGGGAGCACUCAAACCAUAACCUCCUCCACCGUUCGGAUUGUAAUUGGGGUUGCUACCGAUACCUUGCAUAGAGCUGCCUACGCCGCCCAUGCGUCCCGCGUUGUUGCCGAAUUUUGCUCUCAUUCGGGCCUGUGCCUCUGCUUUCAAUCUCGUUUGUCGCUGGAUGUAUUGUUGAUCAGAUUCCCCGGUCAAACGUUCGAGGCCAUUGGGAUCGUUGCUUCCCAUCGGCGCUUUUCCGGCACCGCCCAUGCCCGAAGACGCCGAAGUUGGUGCGGCCGCUCGCUUGUUUCUCGGGGGUGGCAGCGUGGUGGGUUCGGGGCGCCCUUCUACGCGUGCUUUCAAGACCUCCUUGUAGAGCUGCGCCGCAUCCGAUUCGUACUUCGCCUUGACGGGCGUGUCGGGCUGGAUCCCCUUGGCCUUCAAGUAAUCGUUGCAUUUCUUGUUGCCUCCGUUUUUCAUUAGUGCC
Molecule: messenger RNA, 1585 nt
Organism: Pseudo-nitzschia multistriata
Lineage: Eukaryota; Bacillariophyta; Bacillariophyceae; Bacillariales; Bacillariaceae
Source: the annotation of a GenBank genome assembly